Penicillium malachiteum is the source of this 1788-nucleotide messenger RNA. Its product is annotated as Diaphanous autoregulatory. Gene Ontology annotation, biological process: mitotic actomyosin contractile ring assembly; actin filament bundle assembly; barbed-end actin filament capping. Gene Ontology annotation, cellular component: cell division site; mating projection tip. The transcript has 2 exons. The record is from RefSeq and is a predicted model, not a curated record. NCBI's taxonomy places the organism in Eukaryota, Fungi, Ascomycota, Eurotiomycetes, Eurotiales, Aspergillaceae. The coding region runs from base 1 to 1788 and encodes 595 amino acids.
AUGGCAAAGGAGACCAAGAUCUUUGGUGCCAGUACAGCAGCUAAGCAACGCAAAGACAAGAAGCAGAUCAUCUCGAACGACUUAUCCAAGAACUUCCAAAUUGCCCUCGCCAAGUACUCUCAAUACCCUCCUGAUGAUGUGGUUCGCAUGAUUAUUCACUGUGACAAAGAGUUUUUGGAGAACCCUGUCGUUAUGGAUUUCCUGCAAAGAGACGAGAUGUGCACUAUUCCUGAAAAUGUUGCUAAACUGAUGGCGCCGUACAGCCGUGACUGGACUGUUCCAGGGGCUACCAGUUCCGAGCGUGAACAGGAUCCUAUCGAGCUCACUCGUGAGGAUCAGAUCUACCUGGCCACUUCCUUCGAGCUAAACCAUUACUGGAAGGCCAGAAUGCGUGCCCUUGCCUUGACUCGCUCCUUUGAGCAAGAGUAUGAGGAGAUCUCGACCAAGUUGCAAGAGGUUGUUGUUGUCAGCGAGUCUCUGCGAGAUUCCGUGGCGUUGAUGAACGUUCUUGGUCUCAUUUUGGAUAUUGGAAAUUUCAUGAACGAUGCCAACAAGCAAGCCCAGGGUUUCAAACUAAGCUCUCUUGCUCGCCUGGGAAUGGUCAAGGACGACAAGAACGAGACCACUUUUGCCGAUCUGGUUGAGCGUAUUGUGCGAAACCAAUACCCUGAAUGGGAGAGUUUCUCUGAGGAAAUUAGCGGAGUUGUCGGCCUCCAGAAAAUCAACGUGGAUCAACUGUGUACUGAUUCCAAGAAGUAUGUCAGUAACAUCAAGAACAUCCAAGCCAGCUUGGACGCUGGUAACUUGAGUGAUCCGAAGAAGUUCCAUCCCCAGGAUCGAGUCAGUCAGGUUGUCCAGCGCAGCAUGAAGGAUGCUCGUCGCAAGGCCGAACAGCUGCAGCUUUACCUGGAUGAAAUGGUCAAGACAUAUGACGAUAUCAUGGUCUUCUAUGGUGAAGACAAUACCGAUGAAAAUGCUCGCCGAGACUUCUUCGCGAAAUUGGCUUCCUUCUUACUUGAAUGGAAGAAAUCGCGCGAGAAGAACAUUGGCUUGGAAGAGUCUCGGAAACGCACCGAGGCGUCCCUUGCUCGUAAGCGAAUCAAUGUUAACCUUGCCAACGGCAACCCGGUGUCCGAAGUACCGAGUUCGCCCGCAUCAAGUGGUGCAAUGGAUUCGCUACUUGAGAAGUUGCGUGCAGCUGCACCUCAAGCCAAAGAUCAGCGUGAUCGCCGUCGGCGUGCCCGUCUUAAGGAACGCCAUCAAGUCAGAGUGGCAUCUGGUACAAAGCCACCUGAUACGUCCGGUGGAGACGAAGGCGAUGAUGCCGAUCAGGCCCCCAAUGGGGACGCCAAUGUUGGUGAAAAUGGCCUAUUAAGCCCUCCCCCCGAUGAUGAGGGUAAAGAGGCCCAGAUCUCCGAAGGCGAAGACGUUGCAGAUCGCGCAGCCAGCAUGCUCAUGGGCCUGCGAAGCAAUUCCGAUGCAAGCGGGGAACGUCAACGACGACGAAGAGAGAGUGCGGAUGAAGAACGACGAAACCGUCGCAUGCGACGACGCAACGGACCUAUGUCUGACAGUAAAGAGAGUGCUGAUGGCACUCUUCCAACUGUACCAGAACCUGUAUCACCCACCCAGACAGACCCAAUCAGUGCUGAAGAUCACAUAUUAUCGAGUCCUACUCAGGAAUCUCACCCCUCCGCACCCCCUUCUAUUGUUGUUUCAGAACAACAUGAUACUCCACAAGAACCAACUGAUGGUUCAGCCAGUCAUCCGAUUGAGUUGUCGGAUUGA